Molecule: messenger RNA, 440 nt
Organism: Sturnus vulgaris (Common starling)
Lineage: Eukaryota; Metazoa; Chordata; Aves; Passeriformes; Sturnidae
Gene: H2AX
Product: H2A.X variant histone
Cellular component (GO): nucleosome
Molecular function (GO): DNA binding; protein heterodimerization activity; structural constituent of chromatin
Source: RefSeq, a predicted model, not a curated record
GCCCCAGCUGCGGCCCCUACCAUUUAACAGCAAAGAGGGACGCUAUGUCUGGUCACGGCAACAGCGGAGGCAAGGCCCGUGCUAAGGCCAAGUCUCGCUCGGCCCGGGCUGGGCUUACGUUCCCGGUAGGGCGCUUUCACCGGCUACUGAGGAGGGGGAACUAUGGGAGACAAGUGGGCUCUACUGCGGUGGUGUAUCUGGCGGCCGUGCUCGAGUACCUGACUGCUGAGGUCCUGGAGCUCGCGGGCAACGUAGCACGAUAUCACAAGAAGCAGCGCAUCAUUCCCCGUCACAUACAGCUAGCCGUGCGCUAUGACCAAGAGCUCAAUAAGCUGUUGGGCGGCGUUGUCAUCGCGCAGGGCGGCGUCCUGCCCAACGUCCACCCUGCGCUGCUGCGCAAGAAGACCGGAAAGAAGCGCAGCAAGUCGCAGAAGAACUAG